AAAAGAAUCAAUAGAGAAGAGACAAGAAAAAAAGUUUCAAUUUUUUUUCUAAAAUAAAAAAAAAUUCAUUUUUUUUGAAUGUGGAAAAAAUGCUAAGGACUAAUGUGUUGUUGUUAUUAGUUAUUUGUUUAUUGGAUUUUUUUUCUUCAGUGAAAGCUAGUGUUUCUUAUGAUGACAGAGCUAUAAUCAUAAAUGGGAAAAGAAAAAUUCUUAUUUCUGGUUCAAUUCAUUAUCCAAGAAGCACUCCACAGAUGUGGCCUGAUCUUAUACAAAAGGCUAAAGAUGGAGGCUUAGAUGUUAUUGAAACUUAUGUUUUCUGGAAUGGACAUGAGCCUUCUCCUGGAAAAUAUAAUUUUGAAGGAAGAUAUGAUCUUGUUAGAUUCAUCAAAAUGGUACAAAGAGCAGGACUUUAUGUCAAUUUACGUAUUGGCCCUUACGUCUGUGCUGAAUGGAACUUUGGGGGAUUCCCUGUUUGGCUAAAAUAUGUGCCUGGUAUGGAAUUUAGAACAAACAAUCAGCCUUUUAAGGUGGCUAUGCAAGGAUUUGUUCAGAAAAUAGUCAACAUGAUGAAGUCAGAAAAUUUGUUUGAAUCUCAAGGAGGACCAAUAAUUAUGGCCCAGAUAGAAAAUGAGUAUGGACCAGUAGAAUGGGAAAUUGGUGCUCCUGGUAAAGCUUAUACAAAAUGGGCAGCUCAAAUGGCUGUAGGUUUGAAAACUGGUGUCCCAUGGAUCAUGUGUAAGCAAGAGGAUGCUCCUGAUCCUGUGAUUGAUACUUGUAAUGGCUUCUACUGCGAAGGGUUCCGUCCUAAUAAGCCUUACAAACCUAAAAUGUGGACAGAAGUAUGGACUGGCUGGUAUACGAAAUUCGGUGGUCCAAUUCCUCAAAGACCAGCCGAAGACAUUGCAUUUUCAGUUGCCAGGUUUGUUCAGAACAAUGGUUCAUUCUUCAAUUACUACAUGUAUCAUGGAGGAACAAAUUUUGGCCGGACAUCAUCAGGGCUUUUCAUUGCAACUAGCUACGAUUAUGAUGCUCCUCUCGAUGAAUAUGGGUUGCUGAAUGAACCAAAGUAUGGGCACUUGAGAGACUUACAUAAAGCUAUCAAGCUAUCUGAACCGGCUUUAGUUUCAUCAUAUGCUGCGGUGACUAGUCUUGGAAGUAAUCAAGAGGCUCAUGUUUAUAGAUCAAAAUCUGGAGCUUGUGCUGCUUUUUUAUCCAACUAUGACUCUAGAUAUUCAGUAAAAGUCACCUUUCAGAAUAGGCCAUACAAUCUGCCUCCAUGGUCCAUCAGCAUUCUUCCCGACUGCAAAACUGCCGUUUACAACACUGCACAGGUUAACUCUCAAAGCUCGAGCAUAAAGAUGACGCCUGCAGGUGGUGGAUUGUCUUGGCAGUCAUACAAUGAAGAAACGCCUACUGCUGAUGACAGCGAUACACUUACAGCUAACGGACUAUGGGAACAGAAAAACGUCACAAGAGAUUCAUCAGACUAUCUGUGGUACAUGACAAAUGUAAAUAUAGCAUCUAAUGAAGGAUUUCUAAAGAACGGAAAGGAUCCUUAUCUCACUGUUAUGUCCGCUGGUCAUGUCUUGCAUGUUUUCGUCAAUGGAAAACUAUCAGGAACUGUUUAUGGUACAUUGGAUAAUCCAAAACUUACAUACAGUGGCAACGUGAAGUUAAGAGCUGGUAUUAACAAGAUUUCUCUGCUCAGUGUUUCCGUUGGUCUCCCGAACGUUGGCGUGCAUUAUGAUACAUGGAAUGCAGGAGUUCUAGGUCCAGUCACGUUGAGCGGUCUCAAUGAAGGGUCAAGAAACUUGGCGAAACAGAAAUGGUCUUACAAGGUUGGUCUGAAAGGCGAAUCGUUAAGUCUUCACUCCUUAAGUGGGAGUUCUUCUGUUGAAUGGGUUCGAGGUUCACUAGUGGCUCAAAAGCAGCCCCUGACUUGGUACAAGGCUACAUUUAACGCGCCUGGAGGAAAUGAUCCACUAGCUUUAGACAUGGCAAGUAUGGGAAAAGGUCAGAUAUGGAUAAAUGGUGAAGGCGUAGGUCGCCAUUGGCCUGGAUACAUAGCACAAGGCGACUGCAGCAAAUGCAGUUAUGCUGGAACGUUCAACGAGAAGAAGUGCCAGACUAACUGCGGACAACCUUCUCAGAGAUGGUACCAUGUUCCACGAUCGUGGCUGAAACCAAGUGGAAACUUGUUAGUAGUAUUCGAAGAAUGGGGAGGUAAUCCAACAGGAAUUUCUCUAGUCAGGAGAUCAAGAUAAAGAACUCGAAAAGUAAAACUUGUUCAGUAACUAUGGUGCUUGAAUUCGCGCCGAAAAAUACAUACACGAAGCUAACAAUGGAGGCUACAGUUUGCAAAUUGCAGCUGAAUAAAACAUUAGAAGAUAAAGAAAUAUUUGAUUAAAAGGAGUAUAUAAAUUUACAGAGAAUUUUCUUUAUUCUUUGUAAAACUUUGGUUUAUAAAGUUUAUACAGAAUUUUCUGUUAUUUGGAUUAUGAGAUUGAAGAAGAUUGUACAGCUUCCAAAUACUAUUAGAAUACAAAUAAAUUUCAUGUAACUAUAUACAAUUAUUACAAUUUGUUUACGUGAAAUAUUAAUACAAGUUAUAUCAAGAAAGUCAAUUUUUUUCAUUAA
Molecule: messenger RNA, 2637 nt
Organism: Solanum lycopersicum (tomato)
Lineage: Eukaryota; Viridiplantae; Streptophyta; Magnoliopsida; Solanales; Solanaceae
Gene: TBG4
Product: beta-galactosidase 4
Biological process (GO): carbohydrate metabolic process
Cellular component (GO): cell wall; vacuole
Molecular function (GO): beta-galactosidase activity
Source: RefSeq, marked validated